Gongylonema pulchrum is the source of this 645-nucleotide messenger RNA. The record is from the annotation of a GenBank genome assembly. NCBI's taxonomy places the organism in Eukaryota, Metazoa, Nematoda, Chromadorea, Rhabditida, Gongylonematidae.
AUGAUUUCUGGUGAAACCGGGCUUAAAGUGAAAAGCAAAGGAUGGGGACGUGCACUACGUGCUACUGUUUGCCGCUGGUACUUCAGUCAAAGCCCCGAGCGGCUGGUAAUGCAGGUCACCAAAUACCGCAAUCGUGAGGGGUACUCGCACCGCGACAUCUUUCGGUUGAGCCACAUACACGCAUCUACAGCGCUGCCGCCUGACCACAAGUACUGGCAAUAUCACACCGAAUACGACGCUAUUUUUGAUUUUAUAAUGCAAGAAGACGCAGCGACUCGAAAGCGAAAACAGUUGUUUUCUGAAAAAAGUGCUAAGAAGCUAAAGAUGGAAAAAAAUGGGUCACACAUCCAUGAACAAGCAAAGGAUGUGGCGGAAAAUUUGGCGAAGCUGAAGAUGAAAGAAGACCAGAAAGUACUUGUUGAGUCGAUGAAAAAUAAAAAUGCUCCAACCGCCGAGACAUCGAAAGUUCUCAAAUUUCUCGGAACUUAUGAAAAAUUGAAGAAAUUGGGAAAAACUGACGUUCCAAAAGCUGUUGAUUUUAUCAUCCAGCACGGUGAGCUUUUCCCUGCCUGUUGUUUCUCCUCAGGCCUAGCUGUGCAAUUUUUGCAUCUUGUUGACAUCGAGAUCCCAUACCGAUUAUUAUAG